Molecule: messenger RNA, 709 nt
Organism: Galleria mellonella (greater wax moth)
Lineage: Eukaryota; Metazoa; Arthropoda; Insecta; Lepidoptera; Pyralidae
Exons: 2
Coding region: 38-709 (223 amino acids)
Source: RefSeq, a predicted model, not a curated record
GUUUAAUAUCUUUAGAUGACAGUGUGGUUCAAUUCAGAUGCAGUCUGUAACUAUAAAUUUUCUAGUAAUAUAUUCGACUAACAUUAUAAUUCAAGGCCUUCCAAUAAAUAAUGGGUUCACAGUUAAAUUCAACCCUAUUUCCGUUCAAGAGCAAGUUAAACCGAAAACAUUUGGCGCGUUAUUCGCGAAGAUUCUUCAGGAGUUAUCCCCGAAGGCCACACAUAGAAGGGAAGUUCUUGUGAAAGCGCACUCUCCUUAUCCACCGGAUCUAGGUACAGGAUGUACGAACCAAAUAGCAAGAAUAAUAUUUCCUCUCAAAGGCGACGAGAAUGUUAACGAUACACACGAGUUGGAGAACUUGAAAUUACUAAAUUUGCCAAUUAUUAAACAGCCGUUUGAGAGCUAUAAAAUCUUGAUUGCGACAGCGCCGCCACACUUAAAGAUCGGCGGGGACGACGAUGAAAAACCGAUGGUGAUUUAUAUUGUGUUUCCGGAGGACAAGACGACCGAUUCUAUAAAUAUACCUACGAUUUAUUUCGUAAACAAGCUCAACGAAAAAAUGUAUAUAAAUAACAAAACCACAGUGGACCCGAUUCUAAUUAUUGAUAGUAAUCGAACUGUGACGGGAUUGAAGAGCAAAGAAAUACAUAAAUUUGUUAAGUUCAAAAAUAAAGUGGCGGACCAUUAUAAGUAUCAAAUAUCACAAUAA